Molecule: messenger RNA, 2040 nt
Organism: Hansenula ciferrii
Lineage: Eukaryota; Fungi; Ascomycota; Saccharomycetes; Phaffomycetales; Wickerhamomycetaceae
Product: Glycerol kinase
Exons: 1
Coding region: 1-2040 (679 amino acids)
Biological process (GO): glycerol metabolic process; glycerol-3-phosphate biosynthetic process; triglyceride metabolic process
Cellular component (GO): mitochondrion
Molecular function (GO): glycerol kinase activity
Source: RefSeq, a predicted model, not a curated record
AUGCCCGUCGUUAAAGAUAAUGAAUUAAUACCAUCAGUAUCAAAAGUCUUGAAAGAUUCAAGAUUAAUUGGUGCUAUUGAUAUUGGUACAACUUCAACAAGAUGUAUUCUUUUCAAUUCAAGAGGUGAAAUUGUAGCUAUGCAUCAAAUUGCAUAUCCAUCAAGUACAAAUCAAUCUGAAACUUUAUCCAAAAUUAAAAUUGAUCCAACUUUAAUUUAUCCAAAACCUAGUUGGGUUGAAAUGAAUCCAAAUAAUUUAAUUUUAUAUGUCAUUAUUUGUAUUGCUGAAUGUCAAAAACAAUUGAAUAAAAUUAAUGAUCAAAGAAGAAAAAUUGGUCAAUUAGAACUUUAUAUUGCAACUAUUGGUAUUGCAAAUAUGAGAGAAACUGUUAUUUUAUGGGAUCAAAGAAAUGGUAAAGCUGUUUAUAAUGGUAUUGUUUGGAGUGAUGGUAGAACUUCAGAAAUGAUUGAAGAAUUGAAAAAAAAAACACCAAAAUCAAAAUUGAAAAAACUUAGAUCAAAAUGUGGAUUAGAUUUAUCAAGUUAUUUUUCUGCUUCAAAAAUUAAAUGGUUAUUAGAAAAUGAUUCAAAAGUUCAAGAUGUUUAUGAUUCAGGUGAUUUAAUGUUUGGUACUGUUGAUUCUUGGUUAGUUUAUCAUUUGACAAAGAAUAAUCAACAUAAAACUGAUGUUUCAAAUGCUUCAAGAACAUUAUUUAUGGAUUUAAAUAAAUGUCAAUAUGAUGAAGAAUUAAUUGAAUUUUGGGGUAUAGAUUCCAAGAAAUUAAAAUUCCCAGAAAUUUGUUCAUCAUCAGAAUUAUUUGGUCAUUUCCAAAUUCCAAAUUUAAAUUCUUUAAAAUCUUCAUCAAUUAAAAUUUCAAAUGAAGAUUUAAAUGCAUUGAAAAUUAUUCAAGAUUCAAAUGUUCCAAUCAAUGGUGUCUUGGGUGAUCAAUCUUCAUCAUUAGUUGGUCAAUUAUGUUUGAAAAAAGGUGAUGCUAAAUGUACUUAUGGAACUGGUGGAUUUUUAAUGUUAAACACUGGUUCCAAACCAUUAAUUACAAAGAAAGGUGUUCUUCCAACUGUUGGAUUUUGGCUUAAAAAUAUUAAUAAUAAAGAAGAUUCAACUCCAUUUUAUGCAUUAGAAGGUGCAAUUUCAUCAGCAGGUUCUUCUAUUGAAUGGAUUAAAAACACUUUUAAUAUAAUUCCAACUGCUAAAGAUAUUGGUGCAUUAGCUGCAACUGUUAAAGAUUCUGGUGGUACAUCUUUUGUUUCUGGAUUUACAGGAUUAUUAUCACCUCAUUGGGAUCCAGAUGCUCGUGGUUCACUUCAAGGAUUAAGUAAUUACACCAAACCUGGACAUAUUGCAAGAUCUUCAUUAGAAGGUAUUUCUUUUCAAGUUCAUGAUAUUUUAAAAGUUAUGGCCAUAGUUAAUGGUGCACAUAAAAGCUUCAUGAAUGAUGAAGAUGAAAACUAUGAAGAUUCUGUUAAGCAAGAUGAUUCAAAUGCUAUUUCAAUGUUGGCUAUUGAUGGUGGUGUUUCUAAAUCUGAAGAAUUUGUUCAAAUUCAAUCUGAUAUUUUUGGACCAUGGGUUAAACUUUGUAAACCUCCAGUUAGUGAAGCAACAGCAUUAGGGGUCGCAAUUGCAGCUGGAUUUGGAUUUGAAAAUGAUGAAGAAAAAAUUUGGAAAUCAUUUGAUGAAGUUACUGAAUGUUUAAAUUUUAAAAAUAAUUUAAAAAUUUAUGAAUCAAAAUCUACAAGAGAGGAAAGAAUUGCAAAUUUUAAAAAUUGGAAACAAGCUAUUUAUAAUACACUUUGUCCUGAAAGUAAAUUGAAAAUUUUGACAAAAGAACAAUUGAUUGAAAUGGCUAAAAAAUGUAUGAAGUUGGUCAAAGAAAAAGAAGCUGAAGAAAAAGAAGAUCAAGAAGAAUCAUCUGAUUCAGAAGAAGCUGAUGAAUCUAAUGAAGAAAAAACCUUAAUAGACAACGAUUCCGACUCGAUAGAGUUGAUAGAGGAGGACUUUCUAAUAAGAAUUAAACUUGAUUAA